GCCGGGCGGACGCGCGGACCCGGCGGCCCCUCGGCCUGGGCUGCCCCGGGCCCCGCCGCUCAGCUGUGAUGCCUCCAUCUCCAUGCCCAGAAGAGAACUCUGCUCCCAGAGUCACCCUUUCCAGCUAGAUGCACCCAAACCAGGAAGCUGCCAUGGAAACAGGCUGCACGGAGGAGCCUGCCCAGACCAGGACACAGUCAGUGGCCUGUGCCAGUGACCAGCAGCGGGAUGAGAGCAGGGACCAGCUCCCUGAGCAGGGCAGUGCCUCCAUCGCAGCCGCGGAGCCACAGCCGGCACCUGGGAAGCUGAAGAAGACGGCGUUCAAGCUGUUUGGAGGGAAGAGGAGCAUCUGUACACUGCCCAGCUUCUUUGGGGGCAGGAGCAAAGGCCAGGGCAAGGCAAACUCUAAGAAGGGCCUCAGUAAAUGUAAGACCCACGAUGGGCUCAGCAGUGCUGCUUAUGAUAAAGGUAGUGGGGCGCAGCUGGAAAGCCCUGCGGAUGGGAGCAGGGACCCGCAUCCCGGCCCUUUGCCGAGCUCCCAGAGCGCUCACGUUGCUGUAGAUGCCAGCACCAGGUUUGAUUGUGGCCAGCAGGACGGUUCGCCACCCGGGAGCAUUGAGGGCUGUGAGAAAAAGCCCAAUGGAGAUAAAUCCUCUUUUCCCAGACCCAAAAAGGGCCUGAAAGGGUUUUUCAGCAGCAUCCGGCGUCACCGCAAGAGCAAAGUGGCCGAGUGUGAGAGAGCUGAGCUGCCCGAGUGGAGCGGGGACACGGAGGAGGCCGGCAGAGCUCCCGGAGGGCCAGCGGAGAGCCAAGGUGCUAUAGAAGCAAUGGGACUGGCACCCGUCCCUCCUGGCACAGCCUGCCCAGGGGCCCCAGAGGAUGAGCACUCCAUGGGCACCGCUGAUAACUGUGGGGAGGCUGAGCCUGGCUGCCUGACCACGGCUGAGGGCAGCUCUGAGUGUGACACAGGGACAGUGAAGAGGGAUGCUCUGGAUACAGAACCAGAGGCUGACGCUGUUGUGUGUGCGGAGUUUGACCCUGGUAACACACUGCUGGCUUUUCCUCCGGACUUCAUGGACAAUGACCCCUCCUGCCUCAACUCUGGGGACCUGCUGAGCCUCAUCCUGGGAGAUGCAGCAUCCCUGAAGAGCUUCGAUUCCCUGACAGGCUGUGGAGAUGACAUUGCUGAACCUGACAUCGCCGAGAGCUCCAUCUCUGUGGAGCGCAGCAGGGAUGCUGCGAAGAGGAGCUCCUGCCUCGUCACCUACCAGGGCGGUGGGGAGGAGAUGGCCAUACCCGAGGAGGCAGAGGAGUACCUCCACCAGCUGUGGAGCAGCAACGUGGCAGCUGACAGGAGCUAUGGAGCCCAGGUAUCGAGCAGCAGCCUGGAGACCCACGCCUCGCACGAGGCUGAAGCCCACCCCUACAUAGGGGAUGCAAUGGAUGGCGUUGACCUCCUGACGCCACAGAGUGACCAGCAAGAGUCUGCCCCUAACAGUGAUGAAGGUUACUAUGACUCCACCACACCGGGGCCUGAGGAUGACGCUGGGGAUGGGCUGGGUGAGCUCAAGAAGGAUCGUCUGCCCCGGGACAGUUACAGUGGUGAUGCACUUUAUGAGUUCGACGCGCUGAUGAGUCCCUCUCAUGGGGAGGAAUCCCUGUUUGAGAGCAAAAUCCCCCGUCCCGGGAUCUUCAGCUACUUCUUGGACUUCUGCCUCCCUGCCGAGAAGAGCCUGAUCCAGAUGAUCGACCAGAAAAGAGGGGUGAUGGAAAUGGAAGGAGAGGAGCUGGCGGCCAUUCAGAAAGAGCUGCUCUACUGGGAGCUGCAGGGGGAGCCGGUCUUGAAACGCCUUGAUGCUCCCAGCAAGGAGAAGUGUCCCCUUGAGAAGCAAUGUGUUGAAUGUAAAACCAGAGCAGCCAGCUCAGCUGGCAAAAAGAGUGGCCUUGGUGGUGAGCAGGUGGCCUCGCAUGCCCCAAACAGAGCGGGGAACAGUGUGGGUUCGGUGGCUAGAGCUGAAAACCCAGAGUGGAGGGAUUUUCCAGGGACUCUGUGUCCAGAAAACUGUUACAACAGCCAAAAAGCUGGAAGUUGCCUUAUUCAGCUGGUACAGAACAACCCAGGGUUCGAGUCAGACCCAGACUGUGGGUUGUUUCGGGACUCCAUCCAUGGCAGCGUCAGCCCGACCACAGCAGGGAUGUUCCCUGGCUACCGGCUCCCGGAGCACGAGGAUGGUGGUGGAGAGGAGACCUCGAGCAGCAAGCCCCAGGCAGGCAGUGAGCCUGAGCACGCCGUGAGCUUCUCGCAGGCGCUGGUGGAGUUUGCCAGCAGCGGGACCCUCUUCUCCAGCCUGUCUGAAAGCCUGGGCAGCUCAGCCUCUGGCUCCUCCUUCACCCAGAACCUCCCUGCCCUCCCCACCAUGGUCACCUUCGACGUGGUCGACGUGGAGCAGGAAGGAGAAGGGGAGUGCGAGCAGCACCCUGACAUGACUGCGGGCGAGGACAUUGCCGAGGCCUUUGAGGACAGCUAUGGGCAGAAGGAGUCGUUGGCUGAAUGUGACGAGCGAAUGUCCCCGGGGUUCACCCCGGGCUCCUUCCAGAGCUGUGACUGGGGUGUCACCAGCCUGCCCCGGCACCUGCGCCUGCAUGGGCUGAGCCCCUCCAUGGCACCGCUCUCCAUGGACCGCAGGAGCCGGUCGCUGGACACGGAGAGCCUGGAGUUGGAGCUCGCCGAGCCCCAGGCUGCCAGGAGCUGUCCCCAGCCCGGCCGGCUCUGGGCCAAGCGGGAUGGUGGAGCGAGGAGGAGCAGGAGCAAGGAGGAGGGUGAGCCGGCGGCUCCCGAUGGGGGGUUGAGCUGGCCGGGCUUGCAGCACCUCCAGCAUGACCCCGACAUGGGGAUGGAGCUCUGGGGGUUCGCUCCGGCCACCACCAUGGAUGGUGCCUGGGAGCCCCCAGAGCAGCCGGGCUCCGUGUCCCCUUUCCUGCCUCUUUCCCAGAGCAUCUCUGGGGAGACUCCAGAGCCGGAGCUGAGCAGACACCCGCUCAGGCCCCACAACCUGCCUCUGCAGCCUGAUGCCAGGUGGUCCCGGGAGGCAGCCGGUUCCUACAGGUACCAUGGAGAAGCCACCACCAAAACCUUGCCCCAUUUGUUACCCACUGGUGGGACAGAGCCUGAGCUGCCCCCGGGCUUUGGGUUCGCUUGCUCCCCGGAGAAGCGCAGCAAGUGUAAACCCGUGGGCAUUGCCCAGGGUGUUCCACAGCAUCCCAGCGGCUCCACACAGAGCCCAGAGCGCUGCGGAGAGCCCCUGAAAGGCAGAGCCCCCCCCGGCACCCGCAGCGCUGCCCUCAGCCACACUGACCCUGAGUAGCUGCUCCGGGGAGGGAGCAGCAGCGAUUGCAAAGGGAGGGAGGAAAUAAAGCAGUGAGUGACUUGAAACCAGACCUGGGUGGGCUGAGCUCCUCUGCUGCUGCCCUGGCUGUGCUCUUGGUGCUGGGGAUGCUCUGCCAGGGCUUGGGCUCACCUGCGGGAUUUGGGUGUUAACACUGAGGCACCUUCUUGUUGCCCCCGUGUGUGCUCACGUUGCUGCUGGAAUGAGAGCUGGGAAUGGACCCGUGGCAGGGCUGGGGGUUUGCUGCAGGAUUGGAGCCUGGGGGAAGCUGUUG
This is a messenger RNA of Melopsittacus undulatus (budgerigar), 3660 nucleotides long. RefSeq names its product APC membrane recruitment protein 1 (gene AMER1). Gene Ontology annotation, molecular function: phosphatidylinositol-4,5-bisphosphate binding; beta-catenin binding. Lineage: Eukaryota; Metazoa; Chordata; Aves; Psittaciformes; Psittaculidae. Bases 129 to 3365 code for a protein of 1078 amino acids. The record is from RefSeq and is a predicted model, not a curated record. Gene Ontology annotation, cellular component: plasma membrane. The transcript is spliced from 2 exons. Gene Ontology annotation, biological process: regulation of canonical Wnt signaling pathway.